UGUUCCCACAAUCCACCUGAACAUCACCUGGAAUGACAUCACGGAAAGGUCAGUGACGUCACGUGCGCAUAUGUGGAGGAUAUGUGUAACCUCAUCAGACUCAGGCGUCUGACUAACGUAUCCAAGGUCCCAUUAAACCUCAUUAGGGUGUUAAACCUGCAGCAGAGGCAGCUUACCAGAGUGUAAAAAAAAAAAAACCCUGGAGGCAGCAGUAUCAGUGUGCGAGAGACUCGCUGCUGCUGACUUGUUGAAAACUCCCCUGGCUACAUCCUAACGCGAACACAUCUCCUCUCCUCUUAUCUUGUACUAGGACACCAACGUGUCCGAGACUCACCGAAUCUCCUUCCUCCAAAGAGCUGAGGAGUCCACCUCUCCAUUUACUCGCAUCUAUUCCGUCGCCAAACCCCUCCACCCCCCCACCACGAUUCGCGUUUCCUCCUCACGAUGUUUGAUUUGUGAGGUUCCGCUCCCUUUGCGUGUUUGGGAAAAUCCUCCAUUCAGAGCUGGGAAGAUUUUACGCACGGGGAGAAGCCAGAGCCUCUGCUCGCCUCGUAACCAGACGCUUGAGCGCAACGUUGGAGCUGAACAUGUUACGCGUGUCGGAGGUUUAGUCAUCCCGUGCUGAGAGAGAUCACUCUGCCCGGGUGCUGGGUUCCCUCCUGUCCGUGCGCCGCGCGUCAUCCACAACCUCUCCAAGCUGCCAGCGGGAAAUACCGCUGAGCGCCGAUGUCACGCUAGAUCCCACUUUCAUUCAGGAUUCUGCAGUUCCUGACAUCUACGCAAGAAUCAGCUUUGGUAGUAAUUAAGCUGGUCAGGUUAUCUGUUAUAGAACUGCUACAUCUUCCUUUUUCACGAGAAACAAGGGAAACCGGGUAAAAUCGAUGGUGUCUUGAAUUUACGCACGACAUCGAAGUCACAAGCACGAGCAGAGUAAUGCGAUGUAUCUGUAACACACUGAGUAAAUCCAACGCAUGCAACAGAUUCGUUGCAACGCGGUGCUACAGCGGUGACGGAUCAUCUGGUCGGCGCUGGAUAACCGAACUUCAGUCGGAUGGGAGAGCGCGUUCAACGCUUGAAACGUGAAGUCGGGCUGUCGCAAGUUCAUUACCGGCACCGGCGGUCUCCCCCCGCCUCUCAGCUCUCCGAGUCAUCCCGCAAAACCUACCGAUCAAGCGAGUGUCCGUCUGGGGCGCAACUACAUCGGCGUCCCGCUCCCUCUCACCCCGUCUCCUCCGAGGUGCGCACCGGCUCCCGUCCGUCCCUCCAUCCCUCCAUCUCUCUCCAUCUCCAUCCCUCGCCUCUCUUUUCUCCGGUCGGGCUCCCAGCGCCGUAGAUAGAGGCUCUGCAGUCACGUGGGUCGGGGGAGAGGAGAGAGAAGGAGAGAGAGAUAGGGAGGGAGAGGUAGAGAGAGAGAGAGCGUCCCUCCUCCUCCUCCUCCUCCUCCUCCUCCGCAGUUUGCAGUGUGUUAUGUCUCAGACUCGGAGGUAGAGAGUCAGAGCUGCUCGUCCGGCGGAUCUCAACCUCUGAAACAAACCCCCGGUGUUUUCUCUCAUCCUUCCCCGUUACCUCCUCAGUUACCCGGGUUUGUUUCUCUCUGGAGCCCUGGAAGCUUCUUUCUUUUUCUACCCUUCUUCUUCCUGUCGACUCCGGCCAACAGUUUGGUCUUUGGGAUUUGUCUUUUUUUCCUUUGCUUUUUCUUUUUUUUUUUUUUUUUUUUUUGGUUACUGUUGGCGGUGAUUUCACUCAGUACUGUCCCCCGCCGCUGCUGCUGCUGCUGCUGCUGCUGCUGCCGCUGCUGCUCCGGCUUUUACGCACCGACGCUUAUUUUGGAUUUGCUCAUCACUGGAGAAAAACACAGAAUUCAGCGAGGUGGAUCAGUGGAUGCGCCUUUUUGGCUCAAACUGGAGAUGGAAAUGUUGAUAUUGUUAUUUCAUUCCCUGUGGAUAUUGCAAUGCAACACAGUGAGCGCCGACUCCAUCAUUCACAUUGGUGCGAUAUUCGAGGAGAACGCAGUGCGGGAUGAUGAGGUGUUCCAGCUCGCCGUGUCUGACCUCAGCCUGAGCGAUGACAUCCUGCAGAGCGAAAAGAUCACACACUCUAUUAAACUCAUCGAGCCCAACAACCCUUUCCAGGCGGUGCAGGAAGCUUGUGAGCUGAUGAACCAGGGCAUCUUGGCGUUGGUGACGUCGACAGGCUGUGCAUCAGCCAGUGCUUUGCAGUCCCUGACAGACGCCAUGCACAUCCCCCACCUGUACAUCCAGAGGAACAGCGAGGGAUCACCACGGACAGCCUGCCAGUUCAACCCGAGCCCUGGUGGGCAGCGCUACACGCUGGCCGCCCGGCCACCGGUUCGCCUCAAUGACGUCAUGCUGACGCUGGUGGAGGAGCUGCGCUGGCAGAAGUUCAUUGUGUUCUACGACAUUGAGUAUGAUAUCCGUGGCCUGCAGGGUUUUCUGGAUCAGACGUCCCGUCAAGGCGUGGACGUCGCGUUGCAGAGAGUGGACAGGAACAUCAGCAAAGUCUUCACCAACCUCUUCACCACCAUGAGGACAGAGGAGCUCAACCGGUACAGAGACACACUGCGCAGAGCCAUCCUGCUGCUCAGCCCCCAUGGAGCGCACACAUUCAUCCAACAGGCAGUGGAAACUAAUCUGGCCUCCAAAGACAGUCACUGGGUGUUUGUGAAUGAGGAAAUCAGCGACACAGAGAUCCUGGAGCUUACCCACAGUGCACUGGGGCGCAUGACGGUGAUCCGGCAGAUCUUCCCCCUGUGGAAGGACAGCAGCACCCGCUGUAUGAGGCACAACCACCGGAUCUCCUCGCUGCUGUGUGACCCGCAGGAGGGAUACCUGCAGAACCUGGAGGUGUCUAACCUCUACCUGUACGACAGCGUGCUGAUGCUGGCUAACGCCUUCUACAGGAAGCUGGAGGACAGGAAGUGGCACAGUAUGGCUAGCCUCAACUGCAUCAGGAAGUCCACCAAGCCCUGGAACGGAGGCUGGUCCAUGCUGGAGACCAUCCAGAAGGGCAACAUCACGGGCCUGACAGGUACAAUGGACUUUAAAGACAGCGGCUCCAACUCCCACGUCCAGUUUGAGAUCCUGGGCUCCAGCUUCAGCGAGACCUUCGGCAAGGACAUCAAGAGGCUCGCCACCUGGGACUCAGUUCACGGACUGAACGGCAGCCUAAAGGAGAGUCGGAUAGAGAAUGGGAUGCAGGGCGUGACGGUCAAAGUGGUCACUUUACUGGAGGAUCCUUUUGUCAUGGUGGCGGAGAACAUCCUGGGGCAGCCGAAGAGAUAUAAAGGCUUCUCCAUCGACGUCCUGGACGCCCUCGCCAAAAUCCUGGGCUUCAAAUAUGAGAUCUACCAGGUGGCAGACAGUAAAUAUGGAUCUCAGCUUCCCAAUGGCUCGUGGAACGGCAUGAUUGGUGAUCUCAUCAACAAGCCUGACCUGGCGGUGUCAGCCAUCACCAUCACGCCAGAGAGGGAGAACGUUGUUGACUUCAGCAAACGUUACCUGGACUACAGCGUCGGCAUCCUGCUGCGAAAGCCUGAAGAAAAGAUCAACAUCUUCUCUCUCUUCGCACCCUUCGACCUCGCCGUGUGGGCGUGCAUUGCGGCAGCGAUCCCCGUGGUGGGAGUGCUUAUUUUCCUACUCAACAGGCUGCAGGCGCUGCGCUCAUCCUCUACCCAGAAUCCACCGCCAGGCCAGCCGUCCAGUGGCGUGGGGUCAGGCACUCUGCACAGCGCCAUCUGGAUUGUUUAUGGAGCGUUCGUGCAGCAAGGUGGGGAUGGUGUGGUGGGUUCAGUGGCUCUGAGGAUCGUCAUGGGCAGCUGGUGGCUCUUCACGCUCAUCGUGUGUUCAUCAUACACCGCAAACCUGGCAGCAUACCUCACCGUGUCACGCAUGGACCACGCUAUAUGGUCUUUCCAGGACCUGGCACGGCAGAUUGACGUGGACUACGGCACGGUGAGGGACUCUGCGGUGUACGACUACUUCAGGAACAAAGGCACCAACCCUCUGGAGCAGGACAGCACCUAUGCAGAGCUGUGGAGGACAAUCAGCAAGAACAACGGCAUGGACUACUCCGUGUCCAGCCCGUCUGAGGGCAUACGCAAGGCGAAGAAGAGUCCCUACGCCUUUCUGUGGGACAUGGCGGUGCUGGAAUACGCGGCCCUGACAGACGACGACUGCACCAUCACCGUGUCAGGAAACAGCAUGAGCAGUAAAGGCUACGGCAUCGCCAUGCAGCACGGCAGCCCCUACAGAGACCUCUUCUCUCAGAAGAUCUUGGAGCUGCAGGAGAAAGGCGACCUGGACAUCAUGAAGCAGAAGUGGUGGCCCCGCACCGGCCGCUGUGACCUCAGCAGCCACGCCAGCGCCCACCCCGACGGCCGCUCUCUCAAACUGCACAGCUUCGCCGGCGUCUUCUGCAUCCUGGCUGCUGGCCUGCUGCUGGCCUGCCUGGUGGCCGGGCUGGAGGCUUGGUGGAACAGCAACCGCUGCCGCCAGGAGCAGCCCAAAGAGGACAAGGAGGUGAAUCUGGAACAGGUGCAUCGUCGUAUGAACAGUCUUUUGGACGAGGACUUGGCCCACAAGCAGAUCCCCGGCCCCUCUAUCGAGAUCUCUGCGCUGGACAUCGGCAGCAUGCAGCCCAGCCAGGCCUCUCUGGUGCCGGGGCCGGAGUCCGUGCGGGACUACCCGCCCUCGGGCCUCGCUGUGACCACCUUCCUCCCCGGGGAGGGGGCGCCACCUCCUCCUCUUCCCCACCCUCACCAUGGGGGGACCCUAGGCAGGACGCUACCCCCAUCCCAGGUCCCUGGCAGCACCACGUUGCCCCCGCACCACCCGCUCAGCAGCACCAGCCUCAGCGGCACCAUGCAGUGCAAACACAGGGCUCCCAACGGGGGGCUCUUCCGGCAGAGCCCUGGCAAGACACCCAUGCCAAUGUCCUACCAGGCAGUCUCCGCAGGACCCAUACCCGAAGCCAUUGAGGCCACCCACAGUACAUCCAUAUAGUGAUUGGGGGAGGGGGAGGGGGGAGGGUUGGGAUAGGACAGGGUCAAACUGCAUCAACAAUAAGUCGUUCCCUGGACUUUGGUCCAGUUCUGGAUGUGAGGGGGGUUGGGGAUCUAUAGAGGAAAAUUAUUAUAGAAGGUAAAAAAAAAAAACAUAAUGUACAAAGUAAAAAGAUUUUGUAUCUCACUACCUGUUCAGAAAAGCCGAUGUUACAGAAAAAAAAAAAAACGGGGGGGAGGCGGGUGGGUAGGCAGGUGUAAUUUUUCUCUUGUACAUAUCUGUAAAUACCAAGAGAACGAAGUGAGGUUAAAGUGUAUUUUGAAUAUUCUCAAUUUUUGAAGUUGAGUUAUAAAAAACAAACAAAACGAGAUAAAAAAAAAAUAUAUAUAUACAUUGAUGAAAACGUUAUGACUGUUUGAAUGGCUUUGUAAAUUUUGUUCAAUAUAAAACAAUGACGCGAAAUUCAUUGUGAUUGUUUUCUAAGUGCCGAAAUUAAACGAUGUCUCUCCACAACUCAUCGAUGUAAACGACUACCCAUGAUGCACCGCUGUAGGGACAUUUUAGUGUUGGACACCUACUGUUAUGCACCUCUGUACCAACCCUAUAUAUAUCUUCAGCAUUGGACGAAAAUAAUCACAAUAUUUUGUUUUUUUUUUCAUUUGUAUUGAAUAUAUAAUAUACAUUGUUCUUUUCCAAUCAAAAGUCUACAUUCAUUUUCUUACUUCGACUGUAAAUGGUGUAUCAUUCAACACUGG
This is a messenger RNA of Lates calcarifer (barramundi perch), 5776 nucleotides long. RefSeq names its product glutamate receptor, ionotropic, delta 1b (gene grid1b). The record is from RefSeq and is a predicted model, not a curated record. NCBI's taxonomy places the organism in Eukaryota, Metazoa, Chordata, Actinopteri, Centropomidae. Gene Ontology annotation, cellular component: plasma membrane; postsynaptic membrane. Gene Ontology annotation, molecular function: transmitter-gated monoatomic ion channel activity involved in regulation of postsynaptic membrane potential; glutamate-gated receptor activity. Gene Ontology annotation, biological process: monoatomic ion transport; modulation of chemical synaptic transmission; synaptic transmission, glutamatergic.